AUGGAGUCGAUUCGAAGAGCCCUUACAACCAGUCGUAGAAAGGACCCAAAACAAAAUCAAUUACAGUCCGCAGCUUAUAGAGAACAUCGUUCGUUUAGUCUUCAAGACACCUCUAAACCACUACUUCAUAUCUCAUUACCAAAUAUUGAACAAUUAAAUCACACUACUCCACCUCUUUCUCCACCUACAACUCAACACACUUAUCAUCUACCUAAUGCUUUACCAGAACUUACACAACAACAAGAUCAUCUUAUUCGUCAUAUCGCUAUUAUUUUUAUGGAUUCAUACCCAAUAGAAGAUGAAGACCUAUUAGCCUUGUUAGAUAUUCAUAAAAAAUCAUCUACGACUACGACUACUACGACAGCAGCUUCCCUUUGGGGGAAACUCAAAACACAUAUAUUGACUCCGACAACGGAACCCAUUCAUGCACCAUUGCCGUCACCUACUACAAGUGAAAAGAAAAUUGGUGUUUCAUUAUCUAAUUUGAGUCAUGUACCCGAGAAUGCAUUAUUUGAAAAAUGGAGAUCCCUUUGUCCAUCCAUUGUUACCUGUUUUUCUUCUAAUUCGCUUGUUCCUCAUUUUCUUAGAGACUGUAUUUUAGCUAUGAUUCAACAAGAUCUAAAUACGGAAGGUAUUUUUAGAAAGAACGGCAAUAUCCGAAGAUUGAAAGAGAUGUGUGAAACUCUUGAUUCUCAGCCAAACCGUGAAGACUGGACGGACUUUUUCAAUAAACAGCCAGUUGUGCAGUUAGCAGCCUUCAUCAAACGAUAUUUACGUGAACUACCAGAGCCCUUACUGACAUAUAAACUUUAUAAGCUAUUCUUGAUGUCAAAUAAGGCAGCAAAUCUGACAGAAUCUUUAAGCAUGCUUCAUUACUCAAUUUGCUUAUUGCCAAAGCCCAAUAGGGAUAUCUUGCUGUUGCUUUUAUCUCUUUUGAAUUGGGUAGCAAGACAUGCAGAGACAAAUAAGAUGGAUUUUGGAAAUCUAGCUAGAGUGAUUUCUCCUAAUAUAUUAUAUGAAUCUAAAAAACAAACAGGUUAUGAUAUAAGUGAUGUUCCAAAUGAAUUUAAUCUAUUCUUAGAACAUCCAACUUUAACUGAAUGUCUUUCUACAAAUAAUAUUGAUUUGAUCUCUACAAGACAAUUCACUCGAUCUUUUAAUAAUUUAUUAAAAGUAAAGAAAGAAAUCAUGACAUCAAAUCACUUUACCCUCCCUCCUUCACCUUCCAUUUCAUCAAAAUACCUUUAA
Messenger RNA from Cokeromyces recurvatus, 1248 nucleotides. RefSeq names its product Rho GTPase activation protein. Bases 1 to 1248 code for a protein of 415 amino acids. The record is from RefSeq and is a predicted model, not a curated record. The transcript is spliced from 4 exons. Gene Ontology annotation, cellular component: cytoplasm. Gene Ontology annotation, biological process: regulation of small GTPase mediated signal transduction; signal transduction. Lineage: Eukaryota; Fungi; Mucoromycota; Mucoromycetes; Mucorales; Mucoraceae. Gene Ontology annotation, molecular function: GTPase activator activity.